Drosophila guanche is the source of this 1466-nucleotide messenger RNA. RefSeq names its product intraflagellar transport protein 52 homolog (gene IFT52). Gene Ontology annotation, cellular component: centriole; intraciliary transport particle B; cilium. The coding region runs from base 65 to 1369 and encodes 434 amino acids. Gene Ontology annotation, biological process: cilium assembly; intraciliary transport. Lineage: Eukaryota; Metazoa; Arthropoda; Insecta; Diptera; Drosophilidae. The record is from RefSeq and is a predicted model, not a curated record. The transcript has 3 exons.
UGCCCGGGCAACGAUAAAAUGCAAAACAAACCAAAACGAAAUUAAGUUUAGUCAGAAAGUUAAAAUGUCUAAUAAGCCCAUAAUUUGCUUUGAUACAUCCAAAAAUGAGCGAUUUCAAAUAUCGGACAACUAUAAAAUGAUUCACCGCAAGCUGAAGGCCAACUGGAUUGUGGAACAAAGCGAUGCCGAGCUACAAAAGGAGCGGCUUUCGCGCGUCAAGAUAUUCGUACUGGCAGGGCCCCAGGAUCGCUUCACCGAGGAUGAGUUCGAAGUGCUCAAACAUUACGUGGAGGUGGACGGAGGCAGUCUGCUAGUACUCCUGGGUGAGGGCGGAGAGCAGGAGUUCAACACGAAUGUGAAUUUCUUUCUGGAGCAGUACGGGAUCUAUAUCAACGGGGACAAUGUGGUGCGACCGCACUACUACAAGAAUUUCCAUCCCAAAGAGUGCAUUGUGGGUGGCGGAGUGGUCUGCGAGUCCAUGUGGCGGCACCUCAUCAAGCUGGACAUCGAGAAGGUGGACUAUGACUUCAGCGACGAGAAGUACAAGAUACACUUUCAGUAUCCCUACGGCGCCACCCUGAAUGUCUCGGAGCCCGCCAAUGUCCUGCUGACCACGGGUCCCGUCGUUUAUCCCUUCAAUCGUCCACUGGCGGGCUACUACAUCAACGGCAAAGGCGGCAAGAUUCUGGCCCUGGGUUCCGGCUACAUCUGGCACGAUAAGUAUCUGCAGGACAAGACGAAUGACGCCAUGCUGGAGUAUGUACUGAAGCUCUUGGGUGGCGAUGCGAUAAGCUACACCCACUUGGACUUUAACGAUGUGGAGCUCAGCGACAAUAAACACUUUACGGAUCUGGCCUUCCUGGCGGACAAGCCCAAGGCCUGCCUGAUAGACUCGAUCGGCACGGAAAUGCCCACAGACUUCAAGCAAAUGUUCGAAAUGGAGAUGUGCGCGCUGAGCAAUCGUUUGCUAAAGGAUGUCAUCGAUACGUACGAGCAACUGCACGUGAAAUACGAACCGCUGAGGAUCAUCAAGCCGCAGUUUGAGAUUCCAUUGCCCAACCUACAGUUGGCCACAUUUCCGCCCAUAUUCAGCGAGCCGCCCGCCCCACCGCUGGAGCUGUACGAUCUGGAUGAGACCUUCAGUGGGGCACGCUCCCAGUUGGCGCACAUGACGGGCCAGUGCCUGCAGGCGCUGCAGUCCAAGGAGCCAGCGCGGCGCAGCCUCAACCCACGGGAACUGGAGAACUACGUGAAGGAGUGCGCCAGGAUAACGGCCAUUGUGGGGGAACAGCAAGACAUGCCAGCCCGCGAGAUACUCAACAUUGUUGCACGACAAAUAGUCAGCUACAGGCCAUAUGCAGAGGAUUAGCCCAGCCAGACCAGAGCAGACAGCGGUGAUCCGAUUACCCAUCUGCCGUCCAGCCAGAGCGGCACAUUCCGCGCAGCGACUGCUGGCAAAAUCAGCA